AUGCAUUCCGUGUUUGCCGCUGUUGGAAAUCAAUCUUCAAGUGAUUUCUUCAUUCAACUAGAUGAACCUAAUAGAGUAUACUUUCCGGGAGACGAAAUAAGAGGCGUCAUUCUUAUUCGCAGUUCGAAACGAAUAAGGUCGUCGUCAAUACGUCUUCGGUUUAAGGGUAAGGUGACUACCAAUGCACGCGAGUCUCGAAUGUUCCGGGUAUUUGAUAACUCGGUGCCUGUUGAUGAGCUUGAAAAAGUCGGGUAUACUCCUCACCAGAGGUUUGCUUUUAUGGCAAAUUUGCCACAGGGAACAUUACCCUCUAUUUAUUCGUUUAAUGGUGGUUCGAUAAGCUAUACUUUUAAAGCGACACUGCACUCUUCUUGGUUGCCCGAAAAGUUAUCGAAAAGGUGUGCAGUUAGCGUGAAUGUAUUAGAUAGAAUUGACAUUCAGGCCUAUCCAGCGCCUGUGAUUAGACCAUUUCAAACAGAAGUCAAGGUGAAGAAAAAGAAGACCAAGGGAAUUGCGUUUGUCGAUGUGUUGGUUGGGAAAGGAGCAGUUUUGCAAGGCAAGUCUUGGUGCGGGUAA
This is a messenger RNA of Paraglomus occultum, 576 nucleotides long. NCBI's taxonomy places the organism in Eukaryota, Fungi, Glomeromycota, Glomeromycetes, Paraglomerales, Paraglomeraceae. The record is from the annotation of a GenBank genome assembly.